Molecule: messenger RNA, 1180 nt
Organism: Microdochium trichocladiopsis
Lineage: Eukaryota; Fungi; Ascomycota; Sordariomycetes; Xylariales; Microdochiaceae
Product: 40S ribosomal protein S23-like protein
Exons: 2
Coding region: 435-872 (145 amino acids)
Biological process (GO): translation
Cellular component (GO): cytosolic small ribosomal subunit; ribosome
Molecular function (GO): structural constituent of ribosome
Source: RefSeq, a predicted model, not a curated record
CAAUUUCGCAUUGCCCGCAACAGGUGGACUCCUGCAAAAAUCAACUGCCUGGGUUCCCAACUUCACACGAACGCUGGCCUGGAAGACGCACGACUCUUCGACAACACCCAACCAUAUCACGUCAACCCAGAUAAGUCGGUAGGUCUACACCCUCGUGCUGCUCUCCCUCCGCUGUGUUGUAUCAUCGCCACGGUCGCGCCUCGACGUAUCUCAAUGACAUUCGCAUCUCGAGCACUUCAAACGAACGACCCAGACCGAACACGACCAACACCGCACCAUUGAUUUUGGUCGCUUCCACCUCGCAUGCACAACAAAUAUCGGGAUACUGCGCUUCGACGAAUUGAUAUACACACACGAUCUCGCUACAAGCAUCGCGCACCGCGCAUGCGCUUUAAUCAGCCUUGACUAACUUGUUGGAUUUCUCUACAGCCAUCAUGGGUAAGGGAAAGCCUUCAGGUCUCAACGCCGCCCGCAAGCUGCGGUUCAACCGCAAGGAGCAGAAGUGGGCCGAUCUUGCCUACAAGAAGCGUGCUCUCGGCACUGCCUUCAAGUCCUCGCCGUUCGGUGGCUCCUCCCACGCCAAGGGAAUCGUCCUCGAGAAGGUCGGUGUUGAGGCCAAGCAGCCCAACUCCGCUAUCCGGAAGUGUGUCCGUGUUCAGCUCAUCAAGAACGGCAAGAAGGUCACCGCUUUCGUCCCCAACGACGGUUGCUUGAACUUCGUCGACGAGAACGACGAGGUCCUCCUCGCCGGUUUCGGUCGCAAGGGCAAGGCGAAGGGUGAUAUUCCCGGUGUCCGCUUCAAGGUCGUCAAGGUUUCCGGUGUCGGUCUGCUGGCCCUGUGGAAGGAGAAGAAGGAGAAGCCGAGAUCCUAAACGUUGUGCGCGACACAGCAAAAGGGAAACAAAAAUGGAAAAACACGAAUGAAAGAAACCUCUUACCCCAACACAACGGUCCACAACACGACUACGAUGUGCAUCUUCACGAAUGUCAACAAAGAUGGAUGGUUUUUUUCUUCUCAACUGGGCAAAUGCGGAGUUGAUAUUGGCUUGCUUGAUUUUUCAUCGGCAUUCAUAGGGUUGCGGCCUAGACAAAAAAAGGUCUGGUCGUGAGCCUGAAAACACGAAUACCAUGGCGGGAUAUGAAAGAUACGAGGAAUAGAGAUCUUCUGUCUGCCGACGAA